Messenger RNA from Herpailurus yagouaroundi (jaguarundi), 1978 nucleotides. It is a transcript of the gene NRSN1, whose product is annotated as neurensin 1. The coding region runs from base 291 to 902 and encodes 203 amino acids. Lineage: Eukaryota; Metazoa; Chordata; Mammalia; Carnivora; Felidae. Gene Ontology annotation, biological process: nervous system development. The transcript has 4 exons. The record is from RefSeq and is a predicted model, not a curated record. Gene Ontology annotation, cellular component: neuron projection; transport vesicle; neuronal cell body.
CGGGCCUCGGGCGCGCGGGCCGCCCAGCUGUCAAUCACCAGCGGGCUGAGCUCCGCAAGGCGGGAGCUGCGGCGACGGCGGCGGCGGCGGCGGCGAAGGCGGCGGCGAUGAUGGGACCCCAGCGAGAGAUCUGCGGCUAGCUGGCUGCACUUGCUCCACGGGUCAGGGGAUCGGAGGGGACAGGUUUGAAGGAUGUGCCGUUAAGAAAGAAAGGUCAGAGACUAACAAGGAGAAGGAGAAGAGGAAGCGGAAAACUUCAAAGCCAGAGCUCAUAGGGCUGACGGCUGUGGAUGUUGUCAUUCCAGCUGGGAAGGAUGAGUUCUUGCAGCAACAUCUGUGGCACCAAGCAAGCACAGGCCGCUCCUGAGGGCGGGCACCAGCGCUACGGAGUCCGGUCCUACCUGCACCAGUUUUAUGAGGACUGUACCACCUCGAUCUGGGAGUAUGAGGAUGAUUUCCAGAUCCAGAGAUCACCUAACAGGUGGAGCUCAGUAUUCUGGAAGGUCGGACUCAUCUCCGGCACGGUCUUCGUGAUCCUUGGACUGACUGUCCUGGCGGCGGGCUUUCUCGUGCCCCCCAAGAUCGAAGCCUUCGGCGAAGCCGAUUUUGUGGUGGUCGACACCCAUGCCGUCCAGUUUAACAGCGCUCUUGACGUGUGCAAGCUGGCGGGGGCCGUUCUCUUCUGCCUCGGGGGCACGUCCAUGGCAGGGUGCCUGCUGAUGUCGGUGUUCGCCAAGAGCUACUCCCAAGAAGAAAAGUUCCUCCAGCAGAAGUUUAAAGAGCGAAUUGCAGACAUCAAGGCCCACGCCCAGCCCAUCACAAAAGCUCCGGGCCCGGGGGAAACCAAGAUUCCGGUCACUUUGUCCAGGGUUCAAAAUGUGCAGCCUGUAGCGGCAACCUGAAAGGCGUCCCACCCCGGGCUCCCCUCUCUGGUCACUUGGUGUUCACAGGGGACGGGGGCAGGCUUUGAGAUGAUGGGGCUUGGGCUUCAGUGGCCCCCCGCCGGGGCUCGGGCUUCACUGGCCCCCCGCCGGGGCUCGGCCACGGGCGGCCCGGGCGCUGAGCUCACCUGUGCUCCGUGCAGGUGGUUCAGGUGGUUCAGGUGGGGGUGAGGCGACCUGUCUGCUUGCACCAAGCUGCCGAAAGGGUGCUUCCGUGUGUCCCCCGGGCGCCCUCGGGAGCUCCCCCAGUUAUCGUGACUCUGUCGUCUCCCGCGUUAGUGAUUGUCACCCAAACGUUAGUCCUUUAACGACAUCUUAACAUGAGGUUACUGAGAUCAGAUGCGAACGUACUGGAGUUCUCCACAAAUCUUUUGCUUGUUUGUUUUCUCCAGUUUUUUUCUUUCUUUUUUUGUCUCCGCACUCGGAAAGCUAAAAUUGCCAACUUUAGAAUCUUGGGGAAGAAAUUAACAUUAGGGGUAUCUAUGCAGUGUCCACGGGCCAGGGAACGAGAUGCUACUACUGACUAGCUGUGUGACCUUGGGGGAUUUAACCUCCCUGCCUCAGUUUCCCCAUCUGUGUGACAGAGAUCCCGGACUGCGGUGUCAGAGAUUCCCCUUUUCCUGUGUGUCCUCGUGUCUCUCCAAGGACAUGUCUGCGACGUCCCCGUGGCUCUCUCCUCAGUGGGACCGUUUCAGAUCUGCACUCCCAGAAAACUCUGAGUCAGCACCUACUUACCUGUCAGUAUCCAACCCCAGCAGUUUACACAGUGCUGUCGUGUUUUUAUAAAGACAAAAGUAAGCCAUCCUCAAGGUGAGUCGGUAUUAACUUUUAAAAGGGUUUUCUCUCUCAAGUAAGAUGUUUCACGCUGCGGCAAGAUGCUCGUCUCGUCCCUAUGCACUUUCACUGGAUCUGUGGAUCGAAACCGGAUGGAGGGACGCGCGACCGCGGUAUUCCCUCAGAAUCUGUGCCACCUUCCAGUUCUGUCUCUCUUUUCUGUCUCCCUUCACUGGAUAAAUAAAAUAUGUGAACGAGUGGAA